Molecule: messenger RNA, 637 nt
Organism: Daktulosphaira vitifoliae (grape phylloxera)
Lineage: Eukaryota; Metazoa; Arthropoda; Insecta; Hemiptera; Phylloxeridae
Exons: 2
Coding region: 26-487 (153 amino acids)
Source: RefSeq, a predicted model, not a curated record
AGAAAAUCUAUAUGCGUUGAAAGAAAUGAAGUCAUGUCUCCUGGAAGUAACCAAAGAGAAAUAUGAAACAUGUAACUUAUUGUACAUGCAAAGUAAAGAAGUUUACGAAAAAGUAAAGGAUUUGGUUAUAAACAAGUUUUUAGUAUUACCCGAAAAUUUAAUGUAUUCCAUCGUGAAAAGUAUGGAUAUAUCGUUAUUGCCAAAGACAUCAACAGCACUGUACAAAGAAAUAGUUACCUUCGAUUAUAAAUGUAUCAUUAAACGUAUAUGGGAACAAUUCAUUGAGGAUUUCAAACAUCAAACCAAUCAGGAUGUUAAGCAGAUGACAAAUGAAAAUAUAAGUAAAAACGAUGACCAACAAGAUCAUUUGGAAAAUCACAACGAAAAUGUACAAGAUGAUAAUGUUCACCGUAUAAAUAAUGAUUUAUCUAAUCCAUUUAAUGAUCAAAUUCAAAUAUGGGAAAAUUGUAACGAUUUAUUUGGUUAACAAAAUAAAAAAAUAUUAUUAACAAUAAUUGUAAACAAUUUUGAAAUGAUAUAAUUGUAUUGUAAAACAUUUUUUAAUUAAAAUAAAAAUUAUUAUAUAUACUAACUGUUUGAUAAUUGAUUAAAAAAAUUUUCUAUCAAAAUAAUAUAU